Messenger RNA from Lutzomyia longipalpis, 860 nucleotides. Its product is annotated as trypsin-1-like. Gene Ontology annotation, biological process: proteolysis. The record is from RefSeq and is a predicted model, not a curated record. Gene Ontology annotation, molecular function: serine-type endopeptidase activity. The coding region runs from base 44 to 838 and encodes 264 amino acids. NCBI's taxonomy places the organism in Eukaryota, Metazoa, Arthropoda, Insecta, Diptera, Psychodidae. The transcript has 2 exons.
UAUUGUUUCUUCUACCCCUGAAACAGUUAGUUUCCCAGCAAAGAUGAAGUUCUUCCUGUGCACUGUCUUCCUUCUUGGAUCAGCCCUUGCGGCUUCAGCAGCAUCCCUCAACAAGAUCGUUGGUGGAGAAAAGGCUAAGCCUCAUGAGUUCCCAUACAUGAUCUCUCUGCAAUGGAAUGAUAACCCAUUAAUGAAACAUUUCUGCGGAGGAGCUCUCAUCAACGAUCGUUGGGUUCUAACUGCUGGUCACUGUGUAGCUGCCUUCACUCAUGACACCGCGAUCGUUGCUGGAGCCCACAGCAUCAAACAUCCCGAUGAGUUUGAGCAGAGGAGAACACCAAAGAGGACUUUUAUUCAUGAGAAGUACAAUGGCGACGUUGGACCACAUGAUAUUGCUCUCAUUGAGGUCACUGAACCGUUUGAGAUGAACGAGAAAGUUUCUAAUCUCCAUCUGCCCACUGGUGAAGCUUACUACCCAACUGGUCAUGCUACCAUCUCAGGCUGGGGCUCUAUUUCCAAUACUUCCACACCAUCAUAUCCCGAUAAACUUCUCAAAGCUAAUCUACCAAUUCUUCCCUCGGAAAAAUGCUUCAAUGACUACAUCGACACUCCAAUGGAUAAGACUAACAUCUGUGCUGGGGAGCCCAAUGGUUCCAAGGCUGUUUGCAGCGGUGACUCCGGAAGUCCUCUUGUGCAGAAGAAUGCUCGCGGAGAGAUUCAAGUGCACGGUGUUACCAGCUGGACAUGGCUACCAUGUGGAGAACCAGGAAAGACCGGUGUCUUUGUCAAUGUAAUGCAUUACCUCGACUGGAUUAGCGAAAAAAUGAAUUCUCAAUAAAAUGUUCUUUUCUAUACAUUAA